Messenger RNA from Quercus robur (English oak), 1066 nucleotides. RefSeq lists its product as uncharacterized. NCBI's taxonomy places the organism in Eukaryota, Viridiplantae, Streptophyta, Magnoliopsida, Fagales, Fagaceae. The transcript is spliced from 3 exons. Bases 91 to 783 code for a protein of 230 amino acids. The record is from RefSeq and is a predicted model, not a curated record.
UCUGUUAUCCUAUGUAUGUCUCGGUCUUUUGGUCGUCUUUGUGAGCCUUUUGCUUAGAUAAUUUUACAAGUAGCGGUGAAGGAGAGAAAUAUGUUAAGUGUGACGAGUCUCUCUCUGGGCUCUCGAGCUUCCAUGGUAAUUCAGGUUCCCACUCCAACCCAAACCCAACACAGUGGUGCUUCUGCUUUUUCUCUUGGUAAAGGGAGUACAAGCAGACGCAGCGGCUAUUGUUCACCACUGGGAUUUCUGUCUCUUGGCAAUUCUAGUAGCUGCACCACCUUAUCUUCCUCUGUUAAGACAGCAGUUGCAGCUGUCGACUCCGAUCAACUCAGUUCUUCCAAUACUGCUGACAAGGAACAAGCAAACAAAUAUUAUUUUGUUGUUGCAAACGCAAAAUUCAUGCUGGAUGAAGAGGAGCAUUUCCAGGAGCUUUUGUCUGAGCGGCUGCGUCUCUAUGGGGAGCGUAACAAAGAGCAGGACUUCUGGCUUGUGAUUGAGCCAAAGUUCUUGGAUAAAUUCCCUAACAUUACUAAGAGAUUACGGAGACCCGCUGUUGCUCUGGUUUCAACCAAUGGUCUCUGGAUCACGUUCAUGAAAUUAAGACUGGAUCGAGUUUUAUCAGAAAGCUUCAGCGCUGAAAGUCUUGAAGAAGCAUUAGCCUCAAAUCCUACCAAUCUAGAGUUUGAGAAACCAGAAAAUUGGGUGGCACCUUACCCGAAGUAUGAAUCAGGGUGGUGGAAGCCCUUCUUGCCCCCUGGAUUAAAAGAGGAAGUCAAAGUAUAAAAACAUACUUCCUUUUUGACCAAGCCUUUUACAUUUUCCUCAUCAAUUUGGAUUUUUCAUCAUGUAUUGCUGACUAACAGUUGAAGUUGGUGAGGUUUGCAUACUACUCUGUAAGAUAGUGCUGACACUUUGUAAUUUAGUUUUGAAGGUUACCACCUCAGGAGGUGAGAUUUAGGAGUUGCAUUUGAGAUUGUGAUAGAGUGGUAAGCAUAAAUUAGCAUUUUCUAUGUUAAGUCAAUAUAAUAAAAGUUCUGCAAGUGAAUGAAGUGGUGCAUCUUGACAA